This is a messenger RNA of Anolis sagrei ordinatus, 796 nucleotides long. It is a transcript of the gene COQ7, whose product is annotated as coenzyme Q7, hydroxylase. Gene Ontology annotation, molecular function: 3-demethoxyubiquinol 3-hydroxylase activity. The record is from RefSeq and is a predicted model, not a curated record. Gene Ontology annotation, cellular component: nucleus; mitochondrial inner membrane. NCBI's taxonomy places the organism in Eukaryota, Metazoa, Chordata, Lepidosauria, Squamata, Anolidae. Gene Ontology annotation, biological process: determination of adult lifespan; regulation of reactive oxygen species metabolic process; ubiquinone biosynthetic process.
GGAAGAGAAUCCCAACACUUUCGGGAAAGGUUUCGUCAUCACUGUGCGCCGGAAGGGAAAGAGAAGUAUGGUCGCUGCUGCUGUUUCUUCUCUUCGGCUGUGUGGUGCGAGAAGAAGAUGGGCUUUACAGUCCAUAUAUUCAUCUGUCAGAUUUUGUGGAACUGGAAUGAACUUGGAUAAUGUCAAUAAGGCAGUUCUUGAUCGCAUAAUCAGAGUGGAUCAUGCAGGCGAAUAUGGAGCAAACCGCAUUUAUGCUGGGCAAAUGGCAAUACUUGGUAGAACAUCAGUAGGACCAGUUAUCCAGCAAAUGUGGAAUCAGGAAAAGGAACAUUUGAAAAAAUUCAAGGAGUUAAUGAUCAUGUACAGAGUCCGCCCAACUGUUCUGUUGCCCUUUUGGAACAUUACAGGAUUUGUGUUAGGAGCCGGAACUGCCUUACUUGGAAGAAAAAGUGCAAUGGCUUGCACUGUGGCUGUGGAAGAGAGCAUCUCCAAUCAUUAUAACAACCAGAUCAGGACGCUCAUGGAAGAAGAUCCAGAAAAGUACAGAGAAUUGUUAGAGACAAUAAAGAAAUUUAGAGAUGAAGAGUUGGAACAUCAUGACACUGGACUUGACCAUGAUGCAACACUGGCUCCAGCAUAUUCUGUUCUGAAAAAUACAAUACAGAUAGGAUGUAAAGCUGCAAUAUUUUUAUCAGAAAGAAUAUAGAAAACGUUUUGACAAUACUAGAAUAACAGGUGUAAAUUAAGGAUUUAUCAGUAUAUUUCAAUAAUAUAAAAUAAAAUUAUACAAUAAUUA